Molecule: messenger RNA, 699 nt
Organism: Pleurotus ostreatus (oyster mushroom)
Lineage: Eukaryota; Fungi; Basidiomycota; Agaricomycetes; Agaricales; Pleurotaceae
Exons: 8
Coding region: 1-699 (232 amino acids)
Source: RefSeq, a predicted model, not a curated record
AUGAUAAUCGACGCGUUUCUGUGGAUUUCUUUACUCUCGCUACUAACCUCGACCGUCUCUCUUCCUAUCCCAUAUGAAUCCAAUGCUCAGCGACUUGCGCGCGGACUUCCCCCGUUGCCUCCAGUAUUUAAACGAACACUCCCCGGAUAUACACCCCAAUGGAACCCCACCCCAGUGUACAAGGGCCGACGGGCUGCUGCUCCGAGCCCUUCUCCAUCUCUCCCACUUGUACCGAGCCUCGAAGGGCGACUAGAAGUUCGAGGCGUAGACGAUAAACGGGUCGGAUUCAUAGGCCGUCCUUCUGCAUCAGAGCCAGUUGGAGGGAUCAAUACAGGUGCCGGUGAAGACCUACACGUGGAGUUCACACCGAAGUCAACUCCCUUCGACAUCAUUGCCACGAACGAAGGCCUUCUUCCAAAUUUCUUGGGAGCAGACGGCGCGGAGGAUAUCGAUGUCGAUUUGUCUAGCUCCAUAGAACUGUCUAACGUCGACCAAGGGACCCAAUCGUCGGUGUGGCUUUUUGAUAGCGCAACUCAAGAACUUACAGCACAAGUCACCAAUUCCGAUGGUUCAACCCCCGAGACAAGUAUCGGUUACAGCAGCGCCGUCAACAAGCUCUUUUUCUUGGGUGACCUCGACGCUUACAAUGCCGAAAAUACCGAAGUCCCGGCGUCUAAAGUGCGGCUUUUCCUGGUUUGA